Molecule: messenger RNA, 615 nt
Organism: Daktulosphaira vitifoliae (grape phylloxera)
Lineage: Eukaryota; Metazoa; Arthropoda; Insecta; Hemiptera; Phylloxeridae
Product: CDGSH iron-sulfur domain-containing protein 3, mitochondrial
Exons: 3
Coding region: 97-504 (135 amino acids)
Cellular component (GO): intracellular membrane-bounded organelle
Molecular function (GO): 2 iron, 2 sulfur cluster binding
Source: RefSeq, a predicted model, not a curated record
AUUUUUAUACUCCCAUAUUCUAUAAAACAGAAUCCUAUCUUCAAGUCGUUGAAAUAGAUUUUAUGUUUAUUAUUUGUCAAUCAUAAAUUUUUAACCAUGCUUUUUAAUCUAAGUAAAUCGUCACAGAAACUUAAUUUUUUUUUUAACUUUAGAACGUAUUCUAAGAUAAUUAAUGACAUUUUACCCAAAAAUGUAUUGGAAGACUAUCAUACAGCUUCAAAACAGGCUCAAUUAGGGAAUAUUUAUGAUAAACGUCCAUUCAAAAUUACUUUAGAUAAAGACAAGACUUACAAUUGGUGUUCUUGUGGCAUGAGCCAUUCUCAACCAUUUUGUGAUGGUACUCACAAAAAUCAAAAACUUAAGAUCACUAUGAAACCAGUAAAAUUACAAGUUACCGAAACUAAAGAAUAUUGGUUAUGCAAUUGUAAGCAAACAAAACACAGACCUUUUUGUGAUGGGUCUCACAAACAGCUACAUGUACAAGAAGCAAUAAAAAAGUAUUAAUUAGGAUAUUUUUACUUUUGUUAUAGUUUUAUAUAUUUCAAGGAUUAUAGUUUUUUGUACUGACAAAUAUUUUCCACAGUAAAUAAAAACAUAUAAUAUUUGAAAGCAUUA